AACACGCCUUUAUAAUAUUCGAAGCACUCGUUGUUGCUGCAACUUGAAAAUCGAAUUAGGGUUUCAUCUUCUUCAACCUCACUCACUGUCACUGCACAAACCCAGUUUCUUCUUCUUCUUCUUCCUCCUCUUCCAUUUCCCGCCAUUUCCCGCGGUUCAUUUCUCAGAUUUUGAAUACUAGCCGUUGGAUCUGCCAUUUUCAUAUUAUUAUUUAUUUUUCCAAAAAAAACUUUGACCGUUACUCUCGCCGGAGUGAACGGGAAAUGUCUGCUUCCGAAUCGGAGAAGAAGGUUGAGGAGGAGGAAGAGAACCAGGAAGUUCUCAAAGGCGGUGAGCUCUUGUUCUGCGGUGCCACGUGUUGGGAUAUCGUUGGUCGUCGGAAGGGUCCCGUCGACGGUAACUUGGUCUCUCCCACGCGCCUCCGUCCUCUCGUUGGGAUUGAUAUUCGCUACGUCGCUGCCGGCUGCGCUUCUUGUCAUUGUGUGGCAUUGGAUGUUGAUGGGCGUUGCUAUACUUGGGGCCGUAAUGAGAAGGGGCAACUGGGUCAUGGAGAUACCAUUCAGCGUGAUAGGCCAACUGUGGUGUCUGAACUUUCCAAAUACAAAGUUGUCCAAGCUGGAGCUGGGAGGAGCCAUACAGUAGUUAUCACAGAUGAUGGGAACUCCCUGGCCUUUGGAUGGAACAAACAUGGACAGCUUGGUUCUGGCUCUGCGAAAAAUGAAGUUGAGACAUCUCCUGUUCGCUGUCUUGUGUCUGAAGUAACGUAUACUACUUGUGGGGGUGACUUCACAGUGUGGUUAUCUUCCGUUGAAGGAGCUUCUAUAUUAACUGCUGGGCUUCCACAGUACGGGCAGCUUGGGCAUGGAACAGAUAAUGAGUAUAAUUUGAAAGACAGCUCUGUGAAAUUGGUUUACGAAGCCCAACCACGUCCUCGAGCAAUAGCUUCUCUUGCUGGGGAAACCAUCGUCAAAGUUGCAUGUGGAACAAAUCACACAGUGGCGGUGGAUAAGAAUGGCUAUGUCUACACGUGGGGUUUUGGUGGUUAUGGAAGGCUAGGACAUCGGGAGCAGAAGGACGAAUGGGCCCCACGCCGUGUUGAUCUUUUCCAGAAUAGAAAUGUUUUGCCUGCUGAUGCAAUUAUUUCAGCUGGUUCUGUGAAUUCUUCAUGUACUGCAGCUGGAGGGCAGUUGUACAUGUGGGGCAAAAUAAAGAGCACCGGUGAUGACUGGAUGUAUCCUAAGCCUGUCAUGGAUUUAAGUGGUUGGAAUAUACGAUGCAUGGAUUCAGGCAGUAUGCACCAUUUUGUCGGGGCUGAUUCCUCGUGCAUAAGUUGGGGUCAUGCUCAGAAUGGUGAGCUGGGAUAUGGACCAACUGGGCAGAAGUCUUCUGCUGUACCUAAAAAGGUGGACAUACUUGAGGGUAUGCAUGUAAUAAGUGUAGCUUGUGGUAUGGGCCAUUCCAUGGUUGUUGUUGAUAGAGCAAAUGUUGCUGAUAGACUUGACCAGCUUGAUACAUAUGAUGGGAAAGCUUUUGGUGAAGUUAAUGAGAUUGUAAAGGAAAGUCCAGCGCCGAAGAAGGCUGCGAAAAAGGGUGCAAAGAAGGGAGCUGACAAUUCUAAGAAGAGGAAAAAAGCAAAAGAACCAUCUGACUCAGAGGAGGAAGAGGAAGAGGAUGCUGAAGAAAGUGACAAUAGUGAGGAUGAAGUUAAUGGUGAGGCUGAGGUAAAAAGGUCUCGUGGUGGAAAAACUUCCGGUAAAGGCCGAGGUAAGGCGCCCAAAAAGUCAGGGGCCGAGGUUAAAGGUUCUGGCAGAGGACGUGGUGGCGCUGCCGCCGCUGCAAACAAGAGUGGUUCUUCCGGUAAGAGAGGAAGACCUCGCAAGUCGUCAUGACUUAGUUUUUUGUUGGAAAUUUUGUUCUCUACACCUAGAGAAUCGCAGCAUGUAAUUCAUUGGCUAACUAUUUAAUCCAAGUUUUUAUGAAAACACGUUACAUUUGUUGAACGAUUUGGAAUGGAGAGGCAAGAAGUGCCUUUUCAUAAUAGACGUUAAUUUGCUUGUUCGGUGACUUUGUGAGUUGUUUGUUGAUGAAACUUGAGGCCCAUUAAGCUGUUUUAACUUUUAACCAAUGUGUAAUAUUAUUUUUAGUCA
Molecule: messenger RNA, 2147 nt
Organism: Lotus japonicus
Lineage: Eukaryota; Viridiplantae; Streptophyta; Magnoliopsida; Fabales; Fabaceae
Exons: 16
Coding region: 264-1889 (541 amino acids)
Source: RefSeq, a predicted model, not a curated record